Molecule: messenger RNA, 636 nt
Organism: Lactuca sativa (garden lettuce)
Lineage: Eukaryota; Viridiplantae; Streptophyta; Magnoliopsida; Asterales; Asteraceae
Source: RefSeq, a predicted model, not a curated record
AUGGAUGAAGAUGGAUUUGUCAUAAGAAAUCAAGCUAGGCUCGUAGCUCAAGGGUUCUGUCAGCUUGAAGGGUUGGACCAUGAUGAAACAUUUUCUCCAGUUGCAAGACUGAAGCAAUUCGUCUGCUUUUGGCUUUUGCGUCUUUCAAAAACUUCAAAGUCUACCAAAUUGAUGUUAAGACUACCUUUCUACAAGGAGAUAUUCAAUAAGAAGUUUUUCUUAAACAAUCUCCAGGGAUCUCAUAUCAUUCUUGCUCAAGUGUAUGUGGAAGAUAUCAUCUUCAGAUCCACUAUUGAAAAACAAAUUUCAAAAUUUGUGGAGGUCAUGGCCAAUAAAUUUGAGAUGAGCAUGAUGGGUGAACUAGCCUUCUUUUUCGACAUGCUACAAAAGUAUGGUUUCUUUGAUUGCAAACUGGCAAAAACUAUGAUGUCCUCUUCAACGUCUAUCGGUAUUGAUCCAAGUGGAACUGAUGUGAAUUUAACUCUGUUUUGUGGAAUGACAGGCUCUGUAAUUUAUCUUAUAGCCAUUCGCCCUGACAUUAUGUUAUGGAAUCCUCAUGACUCUGAGUUCAAGUUGGUGGGAUCCAUUGACUCCGAUCAUGGUGGGUGUGGAAUUAAUCUUAAAAGCACUUCAUGA